Talaromyces rugulosus is the source of this 894-nucleotide messenger RNA. RefSeq lists its product as uncharacterized. NCBI's taxonomy places the organism in Eukaryota, Fungi, Ascomycota, Eurotiomycetes, Eurotiales, Trichocomaceae. The record is from RefSeq and is a predicted model, not a curated record. The transcript is spliced from 4 exons. The coding region runs from base 1 to 894 and encodes 297 amino acids. Gene Ontology annotation, molecular function: catalytic activity.
AUGAAAACCGCCUGGCAGCGUCUGAUUCGCUUUGUAGCAACAGACGGUCGCCUCCUAUAUGGUGAACCCGUUCUGCCUCAUCCUAAUUUUGACUUGGGAGAGACGGUGGAGGAGACAAAACUGCAGGCGUACGUGAUUGUGGGGGAGGAUCUCUACGAUACUUCGGGGGCCACUACAGUCACGGACGAAGUGGUGACCGUAAAGGAGCUUUUGGGGCCGUUGACUCCAAAGAGUGUCCCAAUCCUGAGAUGCAUUGGGCUGAAUUAUUUGACGCACAUCAAGGAGACUGGUGGGGGCAUUCCUUCGUACCCAACUCUGUUCAUUAAACCACCCAACGCUGUUCACGACCACGGUCAAAAUGUGGUAAUCCCCAAGAUUGCGCAAGAUGAGCAAGCGGAUUACGAAGGAGAGCUGUGCGUGGUCCUUGGAAAGGAGGCCAAAGACGUUGCUGAGCAGGAUGCUCUCGAUUACGUGGCCGGUUAUACAGUAGGAAACGAUGUCUCAGCUCGCAAGAUCCAGUUGGAUCCAAAACUAGCUGGUCCUAAGCCCCAGGCCUGUUUUGCCAAAGGAUUCGAUACAUUCGCACCUCUGGGCCCAGCCCUAAUAGGAACGAGCAUCAUAUCUGAUCCAUCUACUUUGACGUUGCAGACACGCAUUGAUGGUGAACUGCGCCAGCAGGGCGAUUUGAAUGAUUUGGCCUUCUCAAUCCCCUAUUUGAUCCACUAUUUGUCGUCCGGGACUACGCUAGAGAAGGGCAGCGUUAUAAUGACAGGGACCCCUGGAGGUGUGGGAUGGUUCUUCAAGCCUCCAAAGCCUUUGGUAUGUGGGACGAAAAUGGAGAUUUCAGUCCCAAACAUCGGAACCUUGCGGAAUGGGAUUCAGCACGCCGAGUAA